AUGACAUACAUAAAGAUCAAGCGUGAGAAGAAAAGUAGUCACCAACUCACCAACGGAUGGUAUGCAUUCAGUUCUUAUGAAGUAGCUAUUUCUCCUGUUUGUAUGAAUUGUGAUGGCCCUGUAGCUGCAGGGGUAGAAGGAGUUUGUCUACCUCAGUCUAGGUUGCACGUCUGUACACCUCCAACGCCUGACGCGCCAGCCAUAUCGAUCGUUCCUUCACCGUGUGGGACCGCACAUCCUCCAAAACAGCCUCUGCCCCCCCCCCAGUCUUUACACUCCCUAACUACCGAUCCUAGGCAUUCCCAACUCCCUACGGUUGAGCCGCGUAGUUUUGCGCCACACAUCAGGAUGCACUUGGUCGCUUCAGAACACUGCUCUCUUGGCGGAAAACACAGAAUGCCUAAUCAAAGAAAAAGGUCGUCGGAACGUUCGCUGUGCCCUCAAUAUGUUUUAGAGGAAGCUAGAAGACGAAUAGAAAAUGGUGAAAGCAAAAGAAAAGUAGCAUCGUCGUACGGGAUGAAAGAAAGUACUUUGCGGUAUCGCCUGAAGAGAAAAGAAGCUGCAACAAAGCUUGGUAGAUAUGAUGCAACUCUUUCUCCCGAAAUUGAACAGGAAUUUUGUAAUUAUUUGGAAGAUCUUGACAAUAUGUUUCAAGGGAUGACUCCUAAGAAUUUGAGGAUUGCUGCUUACGAGUUUGUGGUGAAAAAUAAUAUUCCUCAUCGUUUCAAUGCCGAAAAGAAAAUGGCAGGCAAACACUGGCUUCGUGGAUUUCUCAGUCGGCACCCAGAUCUUUCACUAAGACGUCCAACUUCCACAAGUAUUGCUAGGGCGAUGGGAUUUAAUAAGCCACAAUGUGAAAGGUUCUACAAAAAUCUAGCAGAAUUGAUGGACAAGUAUAAGUUUCCUCCAACUUCCAUUUAUAAUAUGGAUGAAACUGGUAUGUCUACCGUACCCAACAAUCCUCCAAGGGUCAUAUCAAAAAAAGGAAAGCGCGCUGUUAAUAAGAUUUCUAGCGCUGAAAGAGGAACGAACGUAACCGUAGUGAAUGCUAUGAGUGCAUCUGGACACUUCAUUCCUCCCGCUUUCAUAUUCGGUCGCAAAAGGAUGAAAGCAGAAUUGCUGGAUGGCGCACCACCAGCGUCUAUUGGAAUGGUCUCAGACACAAGUUAUAUUAAUAGUGAACUGGCUAGGUCACUUUAA
Molecule: messenger RNA, 1200 nt
Organism: Acanthoscelides obtectus
Lineage: Eukaryota; Metazoa; Arthropoda; Insecta; Coleoptera; Chrysomelidae
Source: the annotation of a GenBank genome assembly